CGCUCCCCCCAACAUCAUUUCCAGUAAAUGUCCUCACUUAAAAUUCUUUACGAAGUCGAGUUGUGAGGGGAAGCGAGGACGUUGCGAUAUUCUAUCAAGCCCUUGGUUAGAUAACGUUUAAGUCGAGUCCAUUAGCCAAGUUUUCGCGUGGAACAAUCCAUAAACUUUUAAAAACCGAUGGACCCCAACAAGGCAGCGAGCGCCCCUGAACCAGAGUGGAAUCCUGGGGAGAAAAACGCUCAGGGCAUGUCGGCCCCUCCGCCAUACCAAGACCACCCCCAGUACGACAACGCAGGCUACCCACCUCAGCCCGGACCUGGAUAUCCAGCCCAGUACCCAGGCUACUCAGCUGCCCCUCAGGGCUACUCAGCUGCCCCUCAGGGCUAUGUACCGCCGCCCCAGAAUGCGUACGGACAACAGCCCUACCCCAUGAGCCCCGGGCAGCAGUACCCAGCCCAGCCAGGGACUGUGAUGGUUCAGCCCACUGUCUUUGUGCACCGGGCUCCCCUGACGCAGCCGGUUAACGACUACCUGGGCUACUCCAUCUUCACCAUGCUCUGCUGCUGCCUGCCCCUCGGAGUAGCAGCCCUCAUUUAUUCCAUUUCGACCCGUGAUGCCAACAUGGCCGGCGACCAGAUCACCGCGGAGAGGAAGAGCAAUACGGCCCGAACGCUGAACCACGUGGCCCUGGGAAUCGGCCUUGCCUUCUCCCUGAUAAUGAUUAUCAUGACAAUCAUCCAAACAAUUGUCAUACACCGAGGCUUCAAUUAAUCUAAUUGUAUUAUCUCGGUAUAGUCAUACCGAGAUAUAUACGAGAUAUAUACGAGAGCGAUAUAUUGAUGCACUUCUUAUGACAAAUGUACUUAUUGUAAGUCGCUUUGGAUAAAAGCAUCUGCUAAAUGCCCUAAAUGUAAAAUGUAAAUGUAAUACCAUACUGGCUAAUCAGCCCCAAUCUGAGUUUGUUGAUCUUUUGAUCCAAUCAAGUAAUUUUGUUUUAAGGUGUAAGAUUGCGCUGUUGGUUUAUCAUUGGUAUUUUACUCAACAUUUACGUCUUUAACUAUGUAGCGUUAUAAGCAUAUGCUUAGGCGUUUUUAACACUGCAGCACUUUUUCAAGGAAAAAUGUUUAAUAGUUUCAUUUUAUAGUUAAAAAAUUUGAAUUUCGAAACCAACAAAGGAAAAUAAUUGCUGUUUGAAAGUUUUGUGCAUAUUAAUCAAUUUUGCAAAAAUGAUGUCCAUUUACUCCUGUAAAAUGUCAAAGCAAAAUCAUAUCAAAGCUAAUCAUAUCAACGCAAAUUAAUCAUUUUACAGUCUCUUGUCAAUCAGUGUUCCCUUUAGUUUUUUCUGCUCUGUCUUUGAUACAGCUCGCAGAACACGUGGACAUCCAAAAGUUAUAGUUCAACAUUGUGUCACUGCUGCAAAGCAUUUAUGCUUUCCACCAUAUUUUCUAUAUUCUAUGUUUCACUAAGACAUCCUCACAUUCUAUACCAUUUAAAUAAACACAUCUUUAACCUUG
Messenger RNA from Gadus macrocephalus (Pacific cod), 1514 nucleotides. Its product is annotated as protein lifeguard 1-like. Lineage: Eukaryota; Metazoa; Chordata; Actinopteri; Gadiformes; Gadidae. Bases 178 to 771 code for a protein of 197 amino acids. The record is from RefSeq and is a predicted model, not a curated record. The transcript has 3 exons. Gene Ontology annotation, cellular component: membrane.